AUGUCGUCGGCGCUGCGCGGCAGCAACAGCGAGCGCGCGCUGCUCAAUGCCAGCUUCGGCAACGGCCUGUCCGGGUCGCUGGAAACGGAGGUCCCGCUGUCGCACGUGCCGCUGAGCAGCCCGCGCACGCCGGCCACGCCCCGCCACCCCUACCACAACUUCCGGCUGGCGGCGGCCGCCGUCAUCAUGGCCGUGUUCCUGGCCACCAUGGCGGCGCUGGUGGCGGCCACCGUCGUGCGGUGCCGGCGCGAGGGCGGCGCGGGCUGCCUGAUCCCCAAGAAGGCGGUGCCCCUGCCCUGGGGCGGCGUGUCGCUGUGGGACCCGCACCUCACUGUCUCGCGCAUCGCCUUUGGCAGCUGCUCCGCCUACGACAUCCGCAACCAGAGCGUGUGGGACCAGGGCGUGAUGCCCUCCCAGCCGGACGCCUGGGUGUGGCUGGGAGACAUGUAUUAUGGGGACGAGCCGCUGUUCAACUGCAAUCCGGCCAAUUCCAACGCCUCGGCGUGCGCCUGCGAGGCCACCUACAUGCGGCAGCCGCCCUACAUGUGCCCCGCGGGGGAGCUGGACAACGCGCGGGACAAGAUGGUGGCGCAGGUGCACCAGCCCGGGUACCGCGCAUUCCUGCGGUACAGCUGCCCGGGCCACGAGGCGGCCACCGGCGGCGCCAUGGUGCCGCCGGGCGACGACCUGGCCGUCUGCCCCCGCCCCGUGCUGGGCGUGUACGAUGACCACGACUAUGGAGUGUACCUGGAUGCUCUGGGCGUGGCCGCCGACAGCCCUCGGCGGGCGGCGCACCGCGGCAUCCAGUGGCACUACCGCCUCAACCCCGACACGCAGCAGGAGGUGGACCUGGUACUGCUGGAUGAGCGGUACGAGCGUGCGCCGCUGCCCUGUGAGAUCAGGGGUGACUGGUGCCGCAACGUUGUGCUCAAGGACCGGCAGCACCCCAGCCGCGCCUGGUGCGACGACUACCUGCGCACCGGCGGCGCCACGGGGCGCAACGGCUCCUGCUGCAAGGCGGAUGGAGCCAUCUUUUACGGCUGGUGCAAGGAGGCGGGCAGCCAGGGGGACCCACUGUGGGAUGUAGCCUGCAACUACAGCUCACCCCAGUUUGGCAUGCAGCCGCUGGUGGUGCACGAGGGCAGGCUGCAGCCGCGUGAUGUGGAGGAGGAUGCGGCGGAGUCGGAGGAGGACAGCAGCUUCUGUGAGCUGCUGGGCCCGCGGCAGCGCGCCUGGCUGGACGGGGUGCUGGCAGAGGCCAGAGCCCCCGUCAAGCUCAUCGCCAGCGGCAGCGUGCUGUUUGGCAGCACGGGGCUGGGCGAGAACAGCAAGGAGAACGACUGGACGGGAAGGUGCUCAGGCGACGACUGGGAUUGCUACAGGCCGGCGCAGCUGGCGCUUCUGCAGACCCUGCAGCGCCACGCCAGGCAGCACGGCGGCUGCUGGAUCGUCCUCACGGGGGACUACCACUUCAGCGAUAUCAAGGUGGCCAGUCCGGGCAGCGGCCACCCCUACUCUCAGGCAUACGACACAGCCAACUGGGUGACGCCCAUCUAUCAGGUGAUGGCCAGCGGCAUGACCAACAGCACAGCGCGCCCAGCGGCGCCCUGCGACGGAUACCGCAAGGAGCACAGCGGGCUCCGGGUAGAGGGCGACUGCGGGUUUGUGAAGCUGGCGGCGUUUGGCAUGCUGGACUUCGACUGGGCGCAGCGCCGGCUCAGCAUGCAGAUACGUGGCGCCGAGGCGCCGCAUGGCAGCGCCGUGCUGCAGCAGCUGACGAUAUCUCUGGACACAUGCCAGCCGGUGGAGGGCAGAUGA
Molecule: messenger RNA, 1818 nt
Organism: Chlorella variabilis
Lineage: Eukaryota; Viridiplantae; Chlorophyta; Trebouxiophyceae; Chlorellales; Chlorellaceae
Exons: 8
Coding region: 1-1818 (605 amino acids)
Source: RefSeq, a predicted model, not a curated record